CCUCACUUUCUCUCUCUACAGCCCUAAAAAAAAAAAAAGAGAAGGAAAAAAGCAAUUGUAGAGAGAGAGAGAGAGAGAGAGAGAGAGAGAGAGAGCGUAAAUCAUAAUGAAAACAGAAACAAAGAUAAAAACAAAAACAGCAUUUCCCACCUUCUCUCUGUAGUUAUGUUUCUUUUUUUUCCCUCUGGAUUGAAACUCAUUUCUUAAGCUCAGAUCAAAAUCAGGCAAAAGGAAAAGAAAAAAGCAAAGAAAUGGAGUUUGUUGGCAAAAUAGUGAAGAAGGAUUUUAGAGGGCACGGUGUCUUCUCAGGAGUAGUUCAAUCGUACGACGCGUCGUCUGGAUUAUUCGAGAUCGUUUACGGGGACGGCGAUUCUGAAGAACUUGAUUUUUCUGAAGUUGCUUCUUUGUUAGAGCAGACAGAAGCUGAACCGGGUGAGCAUAAGCCUCGGCUUGGUCGUAGACCUAAGAAGCGGCGUCGCCUUGACCUAACCAGACGUGAAAAACGAGGAGGCUCAGGUAAUUCUAAUUGCAAUUCUCAUACUCAGUCAGUUGUAGAAACCCUACGUAAUGGGAAUUUUGAUUUGAAUGAUGGGUUAAUUGAGGAUUUGAGAGAAGCUGAGCGAGGAAAUGACAAUUUGGGAAGUAUGACUGCUGUUGAUUUGAAUGAAGGUGUGAAUGGUUGUGGUUUGAAGGAGAUGCUUGAUUUGAAUGCUGGUUUCGACCUGAAUUUGAAUGAAGGGUUUGAUUUGAAUGAGGAUGAUGGUAUAAAUGUUAGUUCUGAGGGAAAUUUGAAGAAGAGGAGAGAGUGUAUUGACUUGAAUAUGGAUGUGAAUGGUGAUGUUGAUGAGAAUUUGGUUAAUGGUAGUAGUAAUAACCAUUUAGGGACUCAGAAGAGGGAAUGUAGGUUUGAUUUGAAUUUGGGGAUUGAUGAGGAAAUCAAGGAUGAGGAGCAGGUUGGGGAUUGUGGACAACAAGCCAAGGAAAAAAUUCCUAAUCAAGAAACUCAGAGGAUGGAGGAUGCCGGUAUAGUCUUGGAGAGAGUUUAUAAUGAAGAUGGUGCUAUUGCAAAGGGGAUACUACAGGAAGUUCAUGUUUCUAAUGAUUUACUUGCACAGUCUGCUAAAGGAAUUUGCAAGAAGAGUGUUAUAUCUGGUGAAGAUUCCAGGGGUAUUGACUCUGUUGAAGUGCAGGAUACUAAAACUGUCAAGGAGGAUCCUCCUGAGGUAAUUAAUGAAAACCAAGGUAAUGAGGUAAUUGCUUAUCAAGAAGAGACUGGUGGUGGUCGGAAGAGGAGGGGGAGGAGGAGGAAGGUAAAGGAUGCAGAUAGCUUGAAUUCUACACCACAAACAGCAAUCUUUACAGAUGCUACAGUAAUUUAUGGAAACCAAGAUGAUAUAAGAAGCAUAUUUAAAGAUGGGAAUGGUAAUCAGAGGAGGCAGAGGAGGGGAAAGCCUGUGGAUGCCUUGAAUACUACACCAAACACAGUGGCCACCACAGAUGCUCAUGGUGCAAAGGAAGAUUGUGAUAUUGUAACUGAUGAGGUGCAAGGUGAUACAGGAACUGCAUUUAAAGAAGUGACUGGUAGUCGUAGAAAGAGAAGAAGAAUCUCAGAUCACAUGAAUGCUACACCAGAGAUGACUGUUCUAAGAAGGAGCACACGGCGAGGUACAGCAAAAAAUGAUGUUUUGACUGCAACAUCAUUAAGUAUGGUCAAUGGUCUAUUGGUGUCUCCUGCAGUUAGUGCAUUAGCUGAGGAGAAGCCUGCAAAAUCAUGCCAUGGAUGGCAUGAAGAGCCUGUUGUUCUUCCUGCAAUGGUGCAACUGCCACCUUCUUCGCGGAAUUUGGAUUUGGAUGGAAAUUUAGUAGUUGAUCUUUUCUCGGUUUACGCUUGUCUAAGAUCAUUUAGUACCUUAUUGUUCUUAAGUCCUUUUGAUCUGGAGGAAUUCGUGGCAGCUCUUAAGUGCAACACUCCUAGUUCAUUAUUUGAUUGUAUUCAUGUUUCCAUUUUGCAAACUCUGAAAAAGCAUGUAGAAUAUCUUUCAAAUGAAGGUUCUGAAUCUGCUUCUAAUUGCUUGAGGAGUCUUAACUGGGGUUUUUUGGACUUGAUUACAUGGCCUGUUUUCAUGGUUGAGUACUUCCUAAUCCAUGGUACAGAUUUGAAACCUGGGAUCAAUCUUAGUCAUUUGAAGCUAUUAAAAGAUGACUACUAUAAACAGCCUGUGUCUCUUAAGAUUGAGAUACUGAGGUGUCUAUGUGAUGGUAUGAUUGAGGUAGACAUCCUUAGGUCAGAGCUCAAUAGAAGAUCUUCAGGUGCUGAAUCUGACAUAGACAUCGAUAGAAAUAUGAAUUUUGGGGCUUUGAAGAAAAGGAGAUCUGGAAUGGACGUGUCGACUGGCUCGUGCUUAACUGAGGAUACGGUUGAUGAAAGCACAGAUUGGAAUAGUGAUGAAUGCUGUCUUUGCAAGAUGGAUGGGAACUUAAUAUGCUGUGAUGGUUGUCCUGCUGCCUAUCACUCAAAGUGUGUUGGUGUUGCCAAUGAUUCUUUGCCGGAGGGCGACUGGUUCUGCCCUGAAUGUGCCAUAGAUCGGCAUAAGCCUUGGAUGAAAACUCGGAACUCACUUCGCGGGGCAGAGCUAUUGGGGGUUGAUCCUUACGGCCGGCUAUAUUUUAGCAGCUGUGGUUAUUUAUUGGUGUCUGAAUCAUGUGAAACUGAAUCCUCAUUUAAUUAUUAUCAUAGAGAUGACCUUAAUGCCGUUAUCAAAGUGCUGAGGUCUUCAGAGAUGAUUUAUAGCAGCAUAUUGAAGGCAAUCCUCAAUCAUUGGGAAAUCCCUGUCAGUUCAAAUGGAGCAAGUUGUAGCCUGGGUUCUCUUAAUCAUGGUAUAUACUUGAACAAGUGUGUGGUUACAGCUGCAUUUGCAUCUUCAGAAGCAGAUGCAAUUAAGAAUGAGACUGCAGGUGAAAGACAACCGGGAGAAAACUUUGUUACAGGAUGUUCUGGACAUAUUCACAUUGAUGUUUCAAAGUCUGUGAGCCAAACAUGUCUCAGUUCUGAAGGAUCAGCCGAAACAACUCAAACAAGUUUAGAGAAUCAGAAUUUUAAGAAAGAAAAGCCUGAUUGUUCUAAUAAAUCUACUGAACCCAUGGGAGACAAUUGUUUAGAACCACCCUGUUUGGAUUCGAAAAAAGCGAAUGUAAUAAGAUCUGCAGCUAAUAGCUACCCGUCGUUUGCUUUAAAUGGAAAAAAUGGGGAUGCAUCCCAAAUUCAGCCAGAGACUAGCUACUUGAACUAUUACAACUUUGGUCAUAUAGCUUCAUCAGUUGCAGAAGAUUUGUUGCACAAGUCAUCAGAUAAAACCAUUGAAGACUCCAUAAAAUCAGAAGAAGAAAUAAUUUCUGCUCAAAUGAAGAUUUUGUCAAAAAGAUGUCCCAAGUUUCAUUGGUCAAGUAUUCCUAGAUUAAAUGUUGAUGUUCAGAAAGAAAAAUGUGGAUGGUGCUUCUCUUGCAGGGCUUCUUCUGAUGACCCAGGUUGCUUAUUUAAUAUGACUUUGAGUUCCGUUGGGGGGGAAGGGUCUGCAAUCGAGUCGGCUGGCCUUCAAGCAAAAGGGAACAAGAAGGGCCAUCUUACAGAUAUAAUAAGUCAUGUUCUCGUGAUUGAAGACAGGUUACAGGGGCUUCUGUUGGGUCCAUGGCUGAAUCCAAAUUACAGCAAGCUCUGGCGUAAAAGUGUUCUUAAGGCAUCUGAUAUUGUGUCUCUGAAACAUUUACUUCUCACAUUAGAGUCAAACCUCAGCCGUCUGGCACUUUCAGCAGAGUGGUUGAAACAUGUGGAUUCUUCCCCCAGAAUGGGUUCAGCUUCUCAUAUUGUCAUGGCUUCAUUACGUGCAUCUUCAAAGAAUGGAAUUAGUAAGAAAAGGGCGAGGUUUUCAGAGUUUGAUUCCAAUCCUUCUUCCAAUUCUUCCAGUGGGUUGAGUAUGCUUUGGUGGAGGGGUGGUAGGCUUUCCCGCCAGCUAUUCAGUUGGAAGGUUUUACCCCACUCCUUGGCAUCCAAGGGUGCGAGACAAGCUGGAUGUAUGAAGAUAUCCGGCAUGUUGUACCCCGAAAAUUCAGAUUUUGCAAAGAGGAGCAAAUACAUUGCUUGGCGAGCCGCUGUGGAGUCAUCAAACACUGUAGAACAAAUUGCUUUGCAGGUUAGAGAGCUUGAUUCAAACAUCAGGUGGGAUGAAAUUGGGAAUAGAAAUCCGCUGUUAAUGAUGGACAAGGAAAGUAGGAAAUCAAUCAGGUUAUUUAAGAAAGUAAUUAUCCGGAGGAAGAGCAUGGAACUGGAAGGGGCAAAGUAUCUUCUUGAUUUUGGCAAGAGGAAAUGUAUUCCUGAAAUUGUUUCAAAGAAUGGAUCUAUAGUUGAAGAGUCUUCUAGCGAAAGGAAGAAAUAUUGGUUGAAUGAGUCUUAUGUUCCCUUGUAUCUCCUCAAAAGUUUUGAACAGAAAAGAAUUGCCCGCAGAUCUAGUAAAAUGACUUCUGGGAAACUUUCUGACGCUAGUGUAUCAAUGAAGAAGCCGUUGAAGAAAAGAGGAUUUUCAUAUCUUUUUGCAAAGGCAGAAAGACCCGAGCAUCAUCAGUGUGGGCACUGCAACAAAGAUGUUCCUGUCAGGGAGGCUGUAUGCUGUCAGUAUUGCAAGGGAUUUUUUCAUAAGAGGCAUGUGAGGAAGUCUGCCGGUUCCAUGUCUGCUGAAUGCAAAUAUACAUGUCACCGAUGUGUUGCUGGAAAAUAUAUGAAGAUGGAUUCAAAAACAGGAAAGAAUGAUGAAAAAAGGGGGAAAAACAAAAAUAGGAGCACAAAAACUCAUAAUCAGAAGUCCAAAAAGACCACAGUGGGUAGCAGCUCAGUGCAUCCUAAAAACAGUAAAAAAACAUUGAGAAGCUCAAGGUUAUUAAGAUCACAGAAAAACAAGAAAGCUACUGUUGUUGUACCUCUGCGUCGUUCACCUAGGAAAGCUAAGUUAAACUCUCUGCAAAACAAAAAGAGCAGAGGACGCAAGAAGGGUAAACAGGCGAAACCCAAAAAGACAACGGGUAAGAAACCAACAAAAGUUACUUCAUGGCGCAAGAAGAGGACACAGGCUUAUCAUAAUUUCUGGCUUAAUGGUCUUUUUUUGACUAGAAAGCCAGAUGAUGAACGUGUAAUGCAUUUUAGGAGGAAAAGAUUUCUUGCCCCUUCUGAGAGUGCCAUUCAUGAUCAACCCAAAUGCCAUCUUUGCUCUGAAGCAGGAAAUACAUCUACCUUGAGUUAUAUUUCUUGUGAGAUCUGUGGAGAGUGGUAUCAUGGAGCUGCUUUUGGACUGGAUGCAGAGAACAGCAAUAAGCUUAUUGGAUUUAGGUGCCACAUGUGCCGUAACUGUAAACCUCCUGUCUGCCCAUUUGUAGCAGUAACAAGAAACCAUGAAUCUCAAAUGGCUUCGGCAGAAAAUGAUGUUGAAAAUGAAUUAUCCAUUGAAGGGACCAAUCUUGUUGAACAUCCAACUGAGACAAAUUUGUUCCAAGAUUCACUUCUGAAUGAGGACCACCGAGGUUCGCUUCCUGCUGAUGAUCCUGUUCACAGAGAGGACGAUCAUAGCUUUGUGCCUAAAUCUAAGUUGGAAAUAGCCAAUGGGAAUGUACUCAAUAAUCUGAAGGAGAGUACUGAUGCAGUUCAAAUUUCUGAUGAAUAUUUGAAUCCAGAACUAAUAUCAUGUAAUGAAAAUCAUACAUCCAAAGAGAGUGCCAUAAAUUCAGGGCAUGAUGCUAUUGUAAGAUCACAUGAUCAGAUGCAACCCCCUUCAUUCAGUGUUGGAGUGGAUGCAAUGGGAACCUUUGGCAGUGUAAGGGAUGAAUCAACGACAGCCUUCCUGAAGUCACCAUUGGAUGGAGCUCUUUACGAGACCAUUGAGCUGCAUCCUCAAUCAUUUACGGCAGCAGCUGAAUUAUUUGACGCGGGAGGAAAGCAAGCGGAGAUUUGAUAAGCAGUGCUUCAUUUAAUUGGGGAAAUGAAGAGCUGUAGAGGCUAGAGUUACUUGUAAGUUUAGAGUUACCUGUAAAUCUUUUAAUGUUGUUGAAAUUCAUGGCAGAAGUUCAAAAGUUAACACUGAGAUGAUUCAUUUGAAACUGAAAAAUAAAGGGUUCAUUUGGAGCUGUAGUUUCUUGACUGACUUCCAUCUCUAUGAAGAUUGCUCCGUCUCAUUGCUUGAUAUGCAAUAUGCAAGAUUGGGAAGUUCACAAGUGGCUGAUAACUAUGCCCGAAGAUAAUCCUGAGAGGCUUUUGAUCAUCUUAUGACAAGGUCUGCUGACAUUUUUCCUUUUCCAUGUCCCAACUGCCGCUCACUGUCUGCUUUCUUCUUUUCGAAUUAAGAUUUGUUUGGUUCAUUGGGAGGACCCUCGAGGCAUGGAAUGCUACAGGUGAGUUUUUUUAGGGCAGGACACGCUCAUGUUAUUUCAUAUAAUCAAGUGGGUGGUCUUAGUGUUUACAGUUAGGCGUUAACAAUGAUAGUUCAGAUUGACUUUCAAUUUAAAUGUACUAGUUGUUAGCUGCAAAAGAAAAAAAAGGCAUAUGUAGAUAUGAUAUCAAAAUAGUCAAAUUGAUUUCUGAUUGCAUUCUUUUCCUUCUUCCCAGUCUACGAUAUACUCAUUUCAGCAGUCUGAUUGAAUUCUGAUUGCUUGUAUCCUUUGAUUUCUGUGUGAUUGUGUAUAUGAAUAUACAUACACUCCCAGAUUCAUAUUGAUGUUAAAAGAUUACUUAAGAUGCUUUUUUGUGAA
Messenger RNA from Ricinus communis (castor bean), 6786 nucleotides. RefSeq names its product DDT domain-containing protein PTM. NCBI's taxonomy places the organism in Eukaryota, Viridiplantae, Streptophyta, Magnoliopsida, Malpighiales, Euphorbiaceae. The transcript is spliced from 9 exons. The record is from RefSeq and is a predicted model, not a curated record. Bases 252 to 5993 code for a protein of 1913 amino acids.